AUGGCUAAGCACACAACGGCCUACAAUAGGCUGGUAACUGUUGCUGUCGCUUUCGGGUCUCUUACCUACGGCUACUGCUCUUCUGUCAUUGGCAGCACGAUCGGACAGCCAGGAUGGUACAACUUCUUUGACCUGCCCAUGCAGGGCGAACCGGGCUACGGUACUACGACGACACAAGCCAUCUCGACAGCGAACGGCAUAUACAGCGCAGGCGGCGCAAUCGGUACACUGUUUAUCAUGUGGGCUGCGACCGCACUUGGUAGAAAGAGGUCGAUUCAGAUCGGAGGUGCCUUUGCGUUGCUAGGAGGAGCCCUACAGGGAGGAGCAGCCAACUUGGGCAUGUUCCAAGCCGGAAGAAUCUUGGCAGGCAUUGGUAUCGGUAUCCUCGUCACAGUCUGUCCGAUGUACAUGGGCGAGCUUGCACCACACGACAAAAGAGGCUGGCUGGUGGGACACCACGCCAUCUUUCUCGUCUUUGGAUACAUGCUUUCCGGCUGGCUUGGCUAUGCAUGCUACUUCACCACCGAAAGCAUGCCAGAUUUUGCCUGGAGGUUUCCCUUGUGCAUGCAGUGUCUGGCGCCCUUAGUAUUGCUCAUAACCUCUGCCUGGAUCCCUGAAUCCCCACGCUGGCUGCUGCAGAAAGGGCGUGUUGAGGAUGCAUGGAAGGUUAUACGCAAUCUGCGAGCGUCGCCAGAAGACCCUGAUGAGCAGGUCGCUCGGGAAGAAAUUUAUCAGAUCAAAGAGCAGCUGGCGUUGGAUACUGCGAAACUUGAGACUCUUGGUUGCGGACCUUGGUUGGCUGUGUUCAAGAAGAAGAGCUAUCGUAAGCGCAUGGCGAUCGGUUUCCUUACUCAAUGGGGUGCCGAAUUCGCUGGCCCUCUUAUUAUUAACAACUAUUCGGUCAUUCUUUACACCAAUCUCGGCCAGACUGGAUCCAUGCCACUCCUACUUUCCGCCCUGUGGCUUACCACUGCCGGCAUCAUCUACAACCCACUGGGCGCCUGGCUCCAUGACAAGGUCAACUCGCGUCGCUGGAUGUUCAUGGCUGGUCUUUUUGGCUGUCUGAUUACUACCAGUGGCCUUGCUGCCUGUAUUGCCGAGUUCUCAGGGACCUCGAAUAAGGCCGGCAACGCAGCUGGUGUCUUCUUCGUUUUUCUCUAUCUAGCAUUCCAAGGCACCCUCUGCGAUACAACCAUGUAUAUCUACGUGUCAGAAAUCUUCCCAACCGAGAUUCGUCCCAUUGGUAUGGGCUUCUCUCUGUUCGGUCAAUUUGCAAGCACCCUCAUUUUGCUUCAGACGGCGCCAAUUGGAUUUGUCAACGUUGGGUGGAAGUACUACCUGGUCAUCAUCGUUUGGUGUAUCUUCUUCAUUCCAAUCGUCUACUUUUAUUUCCCCGAGACGGCCAAUCUGUCUCUUGAGGAGAUCUCGGCCCGAUUCGGCGAUGAUGUCGCUGUUCAUGUCCACGAUGUUCCGGAGGAGCAGCGCAAGGAACUUGAUAACUAUCUCACGAAGGUGGAUGUUGCACACAUGGAAGAGUCUGGACCGAAGAGCAAGGCAGGAGCCUGA
Messenger RNA from Fusarium coffeatum, 1566 nucleotides. RefSeq lists its product as uncharacterized. Bases 1 to 1566 code for a protein of 521 amino acids. Gene Ontology annotation, cellular component: membrane. Gene Ontology annotation, biological process: carbohydrate transport; transmembrane transport. Lineage: Eukaryota; Fungi; Ascomycota; Sordariomycetes; Hypocreales; Nectriaceae. The record is from RefSeq and is a predicted model, not a curated record. Gene Ontology annotation, molecular function: carbohydrate:proton symporter activity. The transcript has 5 exons.